Molecule: messenger RNA, 2582 nt
Organism: Caenorhabditis elegans
Lineage: Eukaryota; Metazoa; Nematoda; Chromadorea; Rhabditida; Rhabditidae
Gene: F33H2.2
Product: Protein FAM91A1
Exons: 9
Coding region: 53-2503 (816 amino acids)
Source: RefSeq, marked reviewed
UCAAAUUCAGUAGAAUUUUAAAAUAUUUUCCACUCGAAAUCUCUGAAGAGGCAUGGAAAUCGACGACUGUAUUCGCGAUAAUAUUCCCUGGGCGAAUCUAUCUCCAGAUAUCAAGGUUAUACUGGGAAAUUCGUCGAAAGAAUACGAAAAGAGAGUUUUGGAGUACUCGAUUCAAAAUCAGCUUCGAUAUAAGGGGAAUUUGAUACGGCACAUGAAAAAGAGCGAGGAAGCGUACUAUGAGCAGCUUCUACGAUUUUCCGAGUCACACUUGAUGCUGUACCCUUAUCACUUAUCAGACAUCACCGUCACCGAGAUGCGGCUCUCCCCAUUCAGUUAUUAUGCGAAUAUUCUUACCGAGAUGCUAAACACCGAAAAGUCGUACGAUUCUCUUCCAAACUUCACAGCCGCCGACGCAGUGCGAUUACUUGGGAUAGGAAGAAAUCAAUACAUUGAGCUAAUGAACCAAACUCGUUCAAAUCGGAAAUUUCUACGUCGUAGCAAGUCGGCGAGGGAGCUUUUGCCACAAAAACCAACAAAGAUGAUUGUCGAGUCGUGGUGGAGAACGAAUGUCGGUUCGAUUCUAGAAAGUGACGUGAAAACACUGAAUGAAGAAGAGAAACAAGUGAUAGAUCGCCUCCUCGACACCAACGUGGCAAUUCCGGCGGGGCUUCUAAAAUAUUCUGUUGUGACGUCAUUGUAUGAUCGAGGACUGAUAUAUUUCGAUGUUCCUGUUUACGAUAACGAUUAUAUCUAUGUGGCACCUCUAGAUGGAUUUGUGAUGAAUCGGGUGCUAGGAGACUAUUUCGAGACUCUCCUCUAUAAAAUUUUCGUAGCAAUUGACGAUCAAACAACUGUUUUGGAGAUGUCGCAAAUCCUACACAUCGAUCUUCAGCUCGUUAAAAACGCGAUUUCCGUGUUCUGCAGGCUAGGAUUCGCCAGAAAACGUGUUACCGGCGGAGAGAACCUGACAAUCCACACCUCCUGGACGUCAAAUUCCACUGUAACUACACCAAUGUCACCGAUUUCUCCUAUGUCAAGUUUGAUCACUAGCACAUCGGACGAGCUCAACGAGUUGACUAAAACACUGCUACGUGGCGAUGACGAUGAGACAGACGACGCGUUGUCGCCGGUAUCGGAGGAUUCAGCUCUUCGAGCUUCUUCGCCAAAUCCUUCAUUAAAUAAUUCUGUGGAAUCAUUCCAAUCCCUUUCAACAUCCCAAACGGCUUCCGACCUAUCUGGAUCUUCUGGAACUGUUAAUAGAGCUGCAUUCAUCUUCGAUUCAACACUUACCGCAUUUCUGAUGAUGGGAAAUCUGUCGGCUUCGCUGAAAGGCCAUGCAGUAGCACUUUUCGAAGUGGGAAAACUUGCUGACGAGCAAAUGAAGGAAUUUUUGGAGCAACUAGAGUCUGUAAAUCAGUUUGCGGAAGGAGAUGCACAGCGAUACUCAAUGCAUGCAACUGCUCUACUGGAUUCAUUGAAGAGUUUAAGACAAGAACGUGAAGCUGAUCUGAUUAGAGGAGAAAGUUUGUAUACACUUGAUGAAAAAAGCAGACAGAGGGUUUUGCAGAAAAGUUAUGGAAUCCUAGUUGCAAUGGCUCCACUUUCAAUCGAAGCGUGUGCAAUUCCCGUUCAAUCGGUUCCUCUAAUCGGUCCACCAAACGCUGAAACCUGCUCCCCGUGGUUCCGUCUCUCAAUCUAUUCGGCGUGUUCUAGUGGCCCUCCAAGUGUAUUUCUUCCACACGGAACUCGUCUAACAACUCUUCCACGUGUACUACAAAGCUUCCAACAUCAUCGGUUCCUCGUAUCAAGUACCAAGCAUGAACCACAUAUUAUGACAGCUCAAAAUGCACUUUUUGCAUUGAAUGAUAUGUUGGUUUAUUCAUCGAUUUUUGUUCAAUCAGUACCUCUUGACAGUGAAGAUUGUGAUAAAAUGAUCCAUGUACCAUUUCCAUUCGAAGAUUUGGAGUGUGAAACUGCAUUCUGCAAUCAUCCAGCGAUCAGAAAGCUCCGAGAGCAGCUAUCACUAGAUUUUACAGCAGGAUAUGUAAUUUUACUUAAAAAAUCUGGAAAAUCUAUCACGACAUCAGGCUCAGACAUCAGUGGAAGAACAAAAGCGGAGAGCAAUAUUAUGCAGGAUGUCUCAUUACCAAAAGAUGGUGGUUUACUCAAAAAACUGCUGCCAGGCACUUCUUUCGACGAUUUUCUACUAUUGGAUUGUGUUUUUGGAGUACCGUUGUUCAAUUCGGUGCUUAACGAGACGAUUUGCAAAAGGAUUUUGGGGCGCGGCAUUUUGGAACAACAGAACCGCUCGAACAUCCAAAACUCGAACAAACAAGUGGUUGGAAUGAUAAACGAGUUAAUUGACACAGCGAACAACGGGCUCAUCAAAGGAUCACAAUUGUUUGUCGAAGGAACCGAUCAACAGCGGAACGCACAAAUCGUGCCGCCCGUUCGAGCCAUUUUCUUUGAUUCUAGUCAGCUGAUUUCUUAUGGAACUAUUUGAAUUGUGAUAUAUAUAUUGUAUGCUUAUGUUAAUUAAAUUAAACUAUUUAUCAGAGGAUUAAAAAUAAAUGUGAUUUUAC